This is a messenger RNA of Gasterosteus aculeatus aculeatus (three-spined stickleback), 748 nucleotides long. RefSeq lists its product as uncharacterized. The record is from RefSeq and is a predicted model, not a curated record. Lineage: Eukaryota; Metazoa; Chordata; Actinopteri; Perciformes; Gasterosteidae.
AAUUCUGUCACUGAACUGUGGAAAUAACUAGCAUGUAGGUUGCACGCCGUCACUGCACACGCACCUUUAUAACUGUGAUCUCAAACUUUCUGUUGAGACUUUAAACUGGAGAAGCACGCAGGACGAAUCCGUGGUUCUAACGUCAUAUUACAGACAAAGGACACAAGCAGAGACAAGCCACAGGUAUUGAUCACCACAGCGGACACUGGUUUGACAGUGUUGACCUACAUUCUUCUUUGUGUCGUGAGCAACAGGCGUGUCCUGGAUCAACAUGACUCACAUGAAAAAGUUUCAAGACAUCAUCAUGUCAAAGUCAAUGAGAGGAUUGUGUAAAGAGGAAGACUACACGUUUCUGGCAAUGACAGAAAAGAACCCAGAAGGAGCUGUUGAAGGAGCUCUGGAGAAGGACUGCAGAGACAGAAAGGAGGACAGGGUCCGCCGGCGACUGGAGAGAGAGCAAUUGGAAAAAGAGAGAAUCCGAGAAAUAGAGGAGAUCAAGAAGGAGAAAGAGCAGCAGUGGAGGACUCAUGUAGAAAAACUCACCUCUAACCAGGAGAAGAAUCUGCAAGAGAGACUGACAAGGCUCAGGAGAUUCAGGGAGUUCCAGAGGAAGGUGCUGGUCGGGGAGUCGGGGAUGGAGGGCAGACUCGCGGUCAACCAGCUUCUCCCCAGGAUGUAGACUCAUGACAAGUGUGCUUUUAUUUUCUGUUGCACUUUAACAUCAAUAAAUGAGCACUUAGUCAACGGA